Molecule: messenger RNA, 4821 nt
Organism: Pocillopora verrucosa
Lineage: Eukaryota; Metazoa; Cnidaria; Anthozoa; Scleractinia; Pocilloporidae
Biological process (GO): signal transduction
Molecular function (GO): protein binding
Source: RefSeq, a predicted model, not a curated record
GAUGGGAAUCAAGUUUGCAGAUUUAUGCACGCGUCUUCUUUCCCGCUCAAAACAUCCUCGAGGUGCCAAGAAAAGAUGAAAAGAGUCAGAACUUUCCUCAACCAGUGAGGUUUAUAGAGGGCACAAUAAACAUCCACAGGCAACCAUGUGUCAGCUGUCUCCUACAAGUGGAAAGAAGAUGAUGAUUAAAAGUUUGUUAAAUAAGUGAUUGAAAGGCAAGGCAUGUGCAUACAAUCAGCCUUCAUUAUUUGCCGAUGAGGAACCUACAGAAAGGACAAUGCAAUCCUCAAUGGGCCAGGAGCUUUUUGACAUCACUAAAGACAAAGAAAAGACUCAGCAACAACCAAUUAGACUCACUCUGUUGAGUACCGAAUGGAGGCCAUCUCUAUUAAACCUUUCUAUAAUCAUAAGAGGACUUGCCAUAGAGUUAGCUAAAGACCCACAUGUGGAAGUUAGUGUCUUUGUUCCUCACUGCAGUGAAGAGGACAGGAGAAAUGCUGCAGGUUACAAUGUUCAGCUCAUUGAAGCAGAGAAAAUGGUUCCUGUUACUCAUCCAAUUGACUGGCUGAUUAAUUUACCCCAAGGACAUGUCAUGGAUUGUGUUUUAGCUUAUGGUGCAAGUGAUGGUAGAGAAGUGCCUUACAUCAUCAAAAAGCAGCAUAAUUGUAAAUGGAUUCAAGUGGUUCUUGAGGAACCUGGAAGGAACAUCACAGACCUUUCAGAGGGUGAAAAAUGGGAUCAGGCAGAAGUGGAAAUCUGUGAGAUAGCUGAUCAAAUUUUAGCCAUUGGGCCUAAGCUUGCAGAUGCAUAUCAACACUACUUUUAUUCUAGGAAUAUAGAUCAAACUGUGUUAAUUUACACCCCAGGCAUUUUCUCUGAGAUUUGGGAUGUUCCACAGUUAGAUGUUGUGGAUAUCAAAGAAUCAUCACCUUUUGUUGUUUUACUAUUUGGUCUCAGUGGAAAACUUGAAAUUAAGUGGUGGGAAAUUGUUGCUGAAGCAAUGUCUGCAUCGGAGGAUGAAACCCACAUACACAUUUUACUCUCCUCAGAGGUAAAUACAGAUGCCAUGGAAAGAAAGUUAUUUGAUAGUUUCAUAAGACACAAUCGACUGUUCUUUAAUGUUGUCGUUAAUAACAGCUUUACAAUAGCAGAACUUACUAAUUUAUUCAGUGAGGCAGAUCUUGCCAUAAUGCCAUUCUGGACUGAAAGUUUUGAAUUAGCAGCACUUGGAGCCCUAUCUGUUGGUUUGCCAAUGCUUGUCAGAGGUUCUUCAGGAUUUGGGAAGGUUCUAAAAGAAGUUCCCUUAGGCCCUCAGUGUGUAGUUGACUCUGAUGAUCCUAAAGACUGGACCAAGGAAAUUAGAGCAAUACAACAAAAACCUAGGGUAGUGCGACUUAAAGAGAUGAAACUUAUCCGUGAAAACUACUCGGAGAAAUACAACAUGGAGGAAUCCUCUGGAAGACUUUUGAAAAAGAUGCUUGAGUUGGUGUCAGGUAGAUCUAAAAGCAGAUUAAAGUCAAGGCGAUCUUCAGCUAAAAGGUCAUCACCUGGUGUUCAUGAGUUCACUGCCAAGAAACAUAAGGGAGAGCCAAUGACUUUGCCAUCAACAUCCACUAAGGAAACAACCCACUAUAAAGAGUGGCUGCAACAAAGGGAGAGAGAAUCAAUGCUGAUUGAAGAAGAUGUUCCCAUGGAGGGCGUGAUGUCCCAGUUGGUAAAUGUUAAGAUGGAACCAGAUACUGUGGAACACUUAGAAUUGAAAAAAGAUCCAUUGCUGGAUGUUGAAGUGAUCACAAGAUCUGUCCUUUUUAGGGGUGAAGUUACAGAAAGAGGUUGUGUAUGGAACCUACCGGAAGCAGCCGCCUACUUCACAUUUCAUGAGGGAGCUGUGCCAAAACCUUUGUUAUUUACUUGUUCAGUAUUGCCUGUUAAACUUCGCUGUCCGCCCAUUUCUAGUGAUGAACUUUUGGUAAGCAAUGUGAUUGAAUUGUCACAUGAUGGUCCACCAGACCUAGAGUUAAGUGGAGAUGAUGAAGGAAACGUAACUGUGGCUUUGUUGCACAGUGCAACUGAUUUGAAGGGCUAUGAAGUGGUUAUCAAGCAAUUGGUGGAUCCAUAUGACAACGUAUGGAAGGAUUUGGAGACUUGGCAUGCAUCAGAAAAACCAGAAGUUUCUGACUGGCGUCAGCUUGUUGAAGCUACAUGCACCCCGUCACGAUGUUCCUCGUUUGCUGCCAUCUGGCGCCUAAAGUCCUUCACAUUCACAAGACGUACUUCAGUGGCUCCUCAAUUCACAUGUGUAGUACCUGACUUUCCAGACAUACGCGUUGAAGUUCCUUCCAGUUCUGUACCUGUUGAUCAGGACUUUACUCUGACAAUUAAGGUACAAGAAUUUCCAAGCAAUGAGGUUGAAGACAUUGGGAUACUGUGUGGUCCUGUCAUUCACAUUUCAAGCUCUCAGAACAUUGUACAUAUGGAGCCUGUGACUUUCAAGGUUCCCCUCGCCCUUCGUGAAAGUAAACAUGACUUUUCAGAGCUUUCAAGUGAAAUCAUAAAGAUAUUAUACCUCGACUCAGAGAGCAAACCAUGGAACGCUAGCUGGACGGAUAUCACAGGUCAUCUAGAAGGGCCAGUUACUGUUAAAGAUGGAAUUGUAGAAUUCAAAGUGAAGCAUUUCUGUCGAUUCUGUGUCUGCGCGUUCCGUAAACCCGUUGCUCUUUUGGAAGAUUUUUUUCGUCGUCUUUUCUUCAGACCCAUGCCUCAAUGUGUACAUUUUCUCACUUGUUUAUGUAAGACAACAGUUCCUGAUACUUACGGCCUUUUACUGUACUGUUAUCCAAACUUUAAAAAAGCUGAGGUGGAAAAGAAAUUGUCAAGCUAUGACGCACCUUACAAAGGUGAAGGAAAGUCAAAGGAGCCUGCUUGUGUCGGGGAUGAAAUUGUGGUUUCCCCAUUAGCGCUUGAUUUUGUGAGGGAGUCUCAAAGGAAAGAAAAGGUAGUUCUCAGGUUUCUUGGAAAUGAUAUAUCUGACAACAGUGACAUGGCUUUGAUUGUUCGCGUGGACAGCGAAAGUGUUCCAACAGUGAAGUUCUCCAAAGACGAAGAGCUGCAAAAACUUCUCUGUGAAGUGCCGAUCUUGAAGACUCGACCAGCGUCUUCGGUUCCUGUAACAGAGGGCGGAGAUCAAAGAUUGGUACCGGAGGAAAGACCUGCACUUGUUAAAGAUGGUGAACCAGAUGAUGUUGAAUUGUCUGACAUAGCCGAGAAAAUUCCUCAACUGUGGAGAAAACUCGGACGUAUUUUAAGAGUUCCACGGGAAAAUCUAAACGAGCUUGGUAUAAAUCACAGGGACGAUGCCUAUGAAAGGGCUUUCCAAGUACUAUCGAGCUGGAAGGAAACUUUAAGUGAUGGUGCAAUUUCAGGGUAUCAAGUAUUGUUCGAUGCCUUGACCAAAAUUGGCCGCAGUGAUUUGGCCAAAAAGUAUUGUUGUUACUGAUUCAAGUUGCGUGGUUUCGAAGAAAGAAAAAGUUACCAGCCGGCAGAGAUGCUUUUUAAUACUUUUUAGGUAGAUCUUUACACAGAUCUAAUUCAUACUCGCGUCUAGACCUAAGAUAAUUAAGUAUCAUCAACUGAAGUGAUAACGUAAAUUGGCCACCGUAAAGAGUUUCAAAGCUGACGUUUCGCGCGUUAGCCCUUCGUCAUUCGCUCUAACGAAGGGCUAACGCUCGAAACAUCAGCUUUGAAACUCUUUACGAUGGCCAAUUUGCGUUAUUAACUCAGUUGAUAAUACUAAAUUACCCAGUUAUCACUGUCUUACCGACGCAGCACCACAGUUUAUUUCGAAACUUACCCCGGGGGCCGGUCAUUAUUUCUCGCCUGGGUUGAGGUGGGUAGGAUGAUAUUGGUUGUGUCACAAUGAAGUUUACCUAAUCCCCCCAUAAGGAUUUGAAGUAUUCUAACGACCCCCUCCCCCCUCCCCUCAUUGGCAAUGAAUUUCUAUAAUUUUCCCUUUAUACUCUGUUACAGACGACUAAUCCCCCUCUGUUCCCCCCUGAAAACCGUGUGAUCCCCAAAAUCCUCCGAAUCCCCCCUUCAGCAGAUGAGUAAGACUGGCUCCUAAGCUGGUCUUAAAGAAGCAGAACACGCUAAUCUUACGAAACUGAGUCAGCAACAAUCAUUUUACCAUUGUGAACGAAGUUUCAUUUUUUAACCAAGAAAAUAAUUUUUUAUUGUAUAUAAGAAUCAAAACUACCUUUUUAAGUCCGUGUUUGUAAUUAUAGAAGAUUUUCCAGUGUAUUAUUCAUUAAUUUUACUCUACAGUAUUCAUGUAUAGUCUUUGAAUUUUCAAGUAGCUGUACGUACCACUUUUAAACGAUUACGUACCCUUUUGUUUCCAUAUCCUCUAAGGAAUUUCUACGGAAGAUAUUUUUCAUUCACUCCACUCCAGUUUUAAGCGUACAUAGCUGUAAACUCGUUAGUAAACACACAUACAAUAUUUGAAUUUGUAAAUACUGAGGCCAUAAACAGUGUGAGAAUGAAGAAUUCGCUACCGGUAGACUCACGUCGAAUUGUGCCAGCGAUAACGUCGCCAAAAUUUCCCAAGACAACUACAUAUCUAGGUAAAGGAGACCACAGUUUUUUUACUCAGUAAGUUUGAAACAACGUAAGACUAGAUAGAAGGCCAGUUCUGUUGAGAAGGCUAUAACAAAGAUAUCAGAAGACGUCUUCAGUGGUUGUUAUUUCACGCGUGUUUAUUUUACACUGAGCUGUAUAAAAAGUAUGACACUCGCAUCGCGCAUGAUUUGAGAAACUGUUCUUUCU